AGUGCGGGACUUCUCUCAGGUGCGGAAGACGCGUUGGUGAUGCGGUGAUGUGUCAUGGCGCGUUCUGUUUUUUAAAGGGCUUGUAGACGCCGGCAAUCUGAAUUCAUCUACGUAUUUGCGAAAAAAAUGGGGCUUCGGGUGGUCAUCGCGUUGACCCUCUGUCUUUCAUACGCCGUUGUGAAUUGUAAUGAUGUUGUCUCUACGUCCAUACAAAACACCAACGUCGAGAGAAACAUCGACUUGGCGUCGCAGCUCGUAAAGAUCACUACCAAAGUAACUGUAGAAAAUAAGGGCAGCGCUCCGGUGAAAUCCUAUUUGGUUUCGCUCACGAGCGAAGAAAAAGGUCACCUCGCUUUCAUCGGUGCAGUGGCUGCAAAUGAUCAGGACACUCCACUCCGAGUUACGGAAACGGUAGUGGCCAACCAAAAGACACAUCACCACUACCGUGUGGAUCUGCCAACACCUUUGGCAGCUGGCAAGUCGGUGAAGCUGGAGCUGGAGGCGACGUUCAGCCACCUGGUCACCCCUCACCCGACGCACAUCACUCAGGCGGAACGGCAGCUGGUGCUCUACCAGGGGAAUCACUACUUCCUCAGCUUGUACCCGACGCAGUCUCAGACGACACGCGUGACGCUGCCUAGCUCCAAGAUCGAGUCAUACUCGAAGCUCAAGCCUGCCAGCCAGUCGGAGUCUACGGUCACCUAUGGGCCCUACGAGAAAGUUCAGCCUCUUUCUGAGGACAAGAUGACAGUGCACUAUGAGAACAACAAUGCCUUCCUGACGGUGACCAGCCUGGAGCGAGCCAUUGAGGUGUCCCACUGGGGGGUCAUCUCUGUGGAAGAGGUUAUCGAUCUCCGCCACACGGGAGCCAUCCUCAAGGGAUCCUUCUCACGCUACGAGUACCAGCGCGACCAGAACGGCGUGUCCUCGGUCAAAUCCUUCAGGACUGUGCUGCCCGCAUCGGCGAUGGACGUCUACUACCGGGACGAGAUCGGCAACAUCUCAACUAGCCACAUGAAGGUCCUCGACGACUCGGUGGAGCUCGACAUACGUCCUCGCUUCCCCUUGUUUGGCGGUUGGAAGACUCACUACGUGCUGGGCUACUACGUUCCCACCUACGAGUACCUGUACAACUCAGGUGACAACUAUGUUCUGCAGAUGCGUUUCGUCGACCACAUCUUUGACGACAGCGUUAUUGACAAGGCAUCUGUCAGGAUCAUCCUGCCCGAGGGUGCCAGGGACAUCAAGCUCAAGACACCAUUCCCAGUGACGCGGCUCGACGACCGUCGUCACUACACUUACCUGGACACCGUCGGACGUCCCGUCAUUGUCCUUGAAAAGUCGAACCUCGUGGAACAGCACAUCCAGAACUUUGAGGUGCACUACAAGUACAAGAAGCUGCUGAUGCUUCAGGAGCCACUGCUGGUGGUGGUGGUCCUCUACCUGCUCUUCCUUCUUGUGGUCAUCUAUGUCAGGCUGGACUUCACCAUCAGCAAGGAUCCAGCCCAAGAGAGCAAGCUUCAGGUGGGAGGCCUGCUGGAGAAGGUGGCCUCGCUGCAAGACCGGAGGGCGGACGUGUACGCCCAGUAUGAUGCCGCCCUGGGCAAGUACAAGGCGAGCAAGGACAGCGUGGGGUACCAGGCGGCCGUGAAGAGGCUCAACGGAGAGCACAAGAUCCACACCCAGUCCCUGGCCGACUGCCUCGCCAAGCUCAAGCAGGAGGGUGCCGAGGCUGCCGAGGCGGUGAGCGAGCUCCAGCGGCUGGACAAGCACUUGAAGGAGCAGUUCCAGCAACAGAUAGUGCUGCUGGACAAGCUGAUGGGCGGCAAGAUGAGCAAGCAACAGUUUGUGGAGGCCGAGGCCGCCAUCCAGAGGAAAAAGGAAGAGCUGGCCGACAAGAUGCACUCUCUCACAGCCUCCCUCUAGUCUCUCUCUCUCUCCCCCCUUUCCUCUCGUACGACUGGGCGUGUGCAUGGGGGCGCAGAGACAAAAAGGGUGCGGGGUGUCUGUCUGCGCGAGCGCUUGUUGGGAAAAAGUGUUAUGUAUUCUGUUUUUGGGGGGAUCAUUGUCAUUCCACAUUUAAAUAAAGUAAAGGGAGUGUUCUUACA
Ixodes scapularis (black-legged tick) is the source of this 2108-nucleotide messenger RNA. RefSeq names its product dolichyl-diphosphooligosaccharide--protein glycosyltransferase subunit 1. Gene Ontology annotation, cellular component: membrane; oligosaccharyltransferase complex. The record is from RefSeq and is a predicted model, not a curated record. Bases 127 to 1926 code for a protein of 599 amino acids. The transcript is spliced from 10 exons. Lineage: Eukaryota; Metazoa; Arthropoda; Arachnida; Ixodida; Ixodidae.